This is a messenger RNA of Aspergillus udagawae, 558 nucleotides long. RefSeq lists its product as uncharacterized. The coding region runs from base 1 to 558 and encodes 185 amino acids. The transcript has 2 exons. NCBI's taxonomy places the organism in Eukaryota, Fungi, Ascomycota, Eurotiomycetes, Eurotiales, Aspergillaceae. The record is from RefSeq and is a predicted model, not a curated record.
AUGUCCAAUACCGACAACGAGACCAUGGCCAUUCCGAAUGAUAACGAGCACAAUCAGCCCAUAUCCGCAACAGAAGUUGUUGCGGAAGUCCGUGCUACACAGCCCGAAGCUGAACCAAUUGGCACACACAAACUUGAUCACCCUGAUCCGAUACGACGCAGAGUAGGGUGUGGCCACGCUGCGGCUGGUCAAUACCACGAUUACCAACACCAGACGCAGCAUAUCCGCAGGAGCUCGAGGUUCGCGAGGCUCUAUAAGAUAUCUGGCUGCAAUUUGAUUUCCGAAGAUUGGCCUGUCCAAAACGCUCUGUACGCGCAAGGACUUGUCGACCUUUUUUUACCGGACAAAACUCCAGUCAACAAGUUGUUGUCUCUGUUGUCUCGGAUCAAGGACACAGAACAGCUUGAGACCGUUCUUGAUGGAACCCAGCAUUCUGCUCCGGACAUUGACUGUCAGAGACCUCUAUGGAGCGGCACUCAAACAUUCAAGAAUUCAACGAUGCCCGGCUACCGGGUCCUGGUAGCGUUUAAGUCGGAAGGCUAUGAGCCUCUUUUUUAA